CUUUCGGUAUAAAUCUUUCAAACAUCGGUGGCGUUGCCAACGGAUUAACCGGCUUCAAAUCUUCUACGUCGCCGCUCACCUUCUACGCUGCUACCAACCAAUCUUAUUACUCUAUGCUCCUUCCCCAUGGAAGCUAGGGUGUGGCCAAUUAGACGACAAUACUUACUAGUUAUAGGCAGCUCAUCCAAUCACAUUGUAAUAUUAGAUACUGCCUAGUGAACAAGACCGCACAAGAAAGUGACCUCUCAUAUGGAUAAACACCAUAUACUAAAAUCGGCAUAGACGAGGAAUUGAAACUAGACGAAUAAUUGAACGGCCUUAGAUGACUCACCACACGUAUUACCCGGCUCAACCCGCUAAACAACUGAGCUAAUCUCUAUUGCUCUGAAAGUAAGUCAUAUUGUGUACAGUUUGGUAGCAAAAACGAAAGGAAAGCAAAGAAACAGAGGAAAAACAUGGAGUCAUCAUCGUCACCCAAUCCUCCAGCGCCUCCUCCGCCGCAGUCUUCGACCACCGCCGCUGAUGGGUCCGGAAAGAAAGUAAGGAAACCUUACACCAUCACCAAGUCACGUGAGAGCUGGACUGAAGAAGAACACGACAAGUUCCUAGAAGCUCUUCAACUGUUUGACCGUGACUGGAAAAAAAUUGAAGAUUUUGUCGGUUCAAAGACAGUUAUCCAGAUUCGAAGUCAUGCCCAGAAAUAUUUUUUGAAGGUUCAAAAGAAUGGAACAAUCGCACAUGUGCCUCCUCCUCGCCCCAAGCGCAAAGCUUCUCACCCUUACCCACAAAAGGCGACUAGAAAUGUUUUAGUGCCAUUACAAGCAUCCAUGGCUUAUCCUUCUUCAAUAAAUGCCAUUGCACUUGGAUUUGCGCCCUGGGAUGAAGCUUCCAUGCUGAUAAACACUGCCUCAAGCAAAAUCAUGCCACCACAAGAUGAAUUUACAAGUCUUCGAGGAGCUGAAGCUGAUAUUGGAUCAAAGGGCGUAGCAAGGAUUAGUAACAGUGGUGUUAGUAGCAUUGGAAACUCAAGUAGGACAAUAUCUAGUUCUGAUAUGCCAAAGCAAGCGAAACAAGCCCCCAUGAUUCAUGGUAUACCUGAUUUUGCUGAAGUUUAUAACUUCAUUGGGAGUGUCUUCGAUCCAGACACCAAAGGGCACAUACAAAAACUCAAAGAGAUGGAUCCAAUAAAUUUUGAAACUGUUUUAUUGCUGAUGAGGAACCUCACUGUUAACUUGUGUAGUCCUGAUUUUGAGCCAAUUAGGAAGGUCCUGUCCUCAUAUGAUGUCAGCAGCACAAACAUGCAUGCUUGGAGGUUUACUACGAGAAGGAGUUGCAGCCAUCAGCUGGAGAAAAUGGUAGAAAUGAUGAGUGGAAGAAUGGUUUUCUACUACAGACCUUCAACCUCCCUGACAUCUAGCGAGAUCAGGCUAGAUGGUUGUCACCAUGUUUUGACCUAUCAGCCAGAUAAUUUUUUAUAUAUUCUUGUGAGUUUUGUUUAUUAGCCGUUUUACCUAAUUGCGAAGUAUGCCUUACAAUAGAAGUGAAACUACAAGAAUUUGAACAUAUUUGUAAGAAGGAUGAUGGUUUUGCCUUGUGAAUGUAGCUAGAAGGAUCUCCAUGACAACAUGAUAUAUUUAUUUUAUCUAUCAUAUUGGUUGUUAAUACGUAUUCUACAAGAAUAUUAUCUCUCAGUUUGACUAAGAUUUGAUGGGAUCAUACAAAGGUCAAAGGUGCCAGGUUGCUGAUGAUAUCCAAGACAUUCAUGAGCUCAUUACAGAUUAUCUUGCUUGUAGAAGGAAACUCGCAGAUUGAUUCGCUGACUAUAGCAGAUUUCUUUGGAGGAUUUCAUUUAUCUUGUCCGUCCUCCCCGGAACAUGUCUUUUCCCUUUUAGCAGAUAGAUGGGAUCAUGCAAAGUUGGCGCCAAGCUGGGGGUUCUCCUACUAGUUCCUGUACCAUUGUAAGUUAUAUUUAUGUCGCUUUCUCCUUCCCACCUAUUUUUCACCUCAAGGUUUUUCCUACCAUAAUGGUAUUUCCUUUGUUGUAGUACAUUAAUAUUUAAUCUGCUGA
Molecule: messenger RNA, 2068 nt
Organism: Durio zibethinus
Lineage: Eukaryota; Viridiplantae; Streptophyta; Magnoliopsida; Malvales; Malvaceae
Source: RefSeq, a predicted model, not a curated record